Hemisphaericaspora subhashii is the source of this 816-nucleotide messenger RNA. It is a transcript of the gene AQY1, whose product is annotated as Aqy1p. Gene Ontology annotation, cellular component: plasma membrane. The record is from RefSeq and is a predicted model, not a curated record. Gene Ontology annotation, biological process: transmembrane transport. Gene Ontology annotation, molecular function: water channel activity. NCBI's taxonomy places the organism in Eukaryota, Fungi, Ascomycota, Pichiomycetes, Serinales, Debaryomycetaceae. Bases 1 to 816 code for a protein of 271 amino acids. The transcript has a single exon.
AUGACUGCAAGUGAUAUCGAAGCUCAACCACAAGAGCCAGUUGAAACUUACGAACCAAAGUUCGAACCAACCCCAACCACCGCUUCUCCAGCUAAGAACCAUUUAAUUGCUUUCUUGGGUGAAUUCAUCGGUACUUUUAUGUUCUUAUGGAUUGCCUUUGUGAUUGCACAAAUUGCCAAUGAAGAUCCAACCAUUCCUGCUCCAGGCCAUGGAUCUGAUCCAAUGCAAUUAAUCAUGAUUGCAUUUGGUUUCGGUUUUGGUGUUAUGUUGGGUGUUUUCAUUUUCUUUAGAAUUUCCGGUGGUAAUUUAAACCCAACUGUUACAUUAUCGUUAAUGUUAGCUAGAGCUAUUCCACCAGUCAGAGGUGCUAUUAUGAUUUUUGCUCAAAUGCUUGCUGGUAUGGCUGCUGCUGGUGCUGCUUCUGCCAUGACUCCAGGUCCAAUUAAAUUCGCCAAUGCUUUAGGUGGAGGUGCUUCUAGAACUAGAGGUUUAUUCUUGGAAGCUUUUGGUACUUGUAUUUUAUGUUUAGCUGUUUUAUUCUUAGCUGUUGAAAAAUCUAAGGCUACAUUCAUGGCUCCAUUCGUUAUUGGUAUUGCUUUAAUGUUAGGACAUUUGAUUUGUGUUUACUACACUGGUGCUGGUUUAAACCCUGCUAGAUCUUUCGGACCAUGUGUUGCCUCUAGAUCAUUCCCUAACUACCACUACAUUUAUUGGAUUGGUCCAAUUUUAGGUGCCUGUAUUGCUGCUGGUAUCUGGCAUCUUUUCAAGUUCUUGAACUACGAAACCUGUAACCCAGGUCAAGAUGCUAGCGAAUAA